Molecule: messenger RNA, 2240 nt
Organism: Merops nubicus (carmine bee-eater)
Lineage: Eukaryota; Metazoa; Chordata; Aves; Coraciiformes; Meropidae
Product: histone acetyltransferase KAT6B-like
Exons: 11
Biological process (GO): regulation of DNA-templated transcription
Cellular component (GO): MOZ/MORF histone acetyltransferase complex
Molecular function (GO): histone acetyltransferase activity
Source: RefSeq, a predicted model, not a curated record
CCACGAGCUGACCCCAUCCCGAUAUGUAGCUUUUGUUUGGGAACGAAAGAAUCAAAUCGUGAAAAAAAACCAGAAGAGCUGUUGUCUUGUGCAGACUGUGGCAGCAGUGGACACCCUUCAUGUUUGAAGUUCUGUCCUGAAUUAACAACAAAUGUGAAGGCCUUAAGAUGGCAGUGUAUUGAAUGCAAGACAUGCAGUGCAUGUAGGAUCCAAGGCAAAAAUGCAGAUAACAUGCUUUUUUGCGACUCAUGUGAUAGAGGGUUCCACAUGGAGUGCUGUGACCCACCACUUUCCCGAAUGCCAAAAGGGAUGUGGAUUUGCCAGGUCUGUAGACCAAAGAAGAAAGGGAGAAAGCUACUUCAUGAGAAAGCUGCCCAGAUAAGGCGACGAUAUGCAAAACCUAUUGGACGACCGAAAAAUAAACUAAAGCAACGAAUGUUGUCUGUAACCAGUGAUGAAGGAUCCGUGAAUGCAUUCACAGGAAGGGGGUCACCUGGUAGGGGUCAAAAGACUAAAGUCUGUACCACACCUUCAUCUGGUCAUGCUGCAUCUGUGAAGGAUUCAAGCAGCAGAUUGCCUGUUACAGACCCCACUCGGCCUGGUGCCACCACCAAAAUCACCACCACCUCCACCUACAUACCUGCCUCUACACUUAAAGUUAACAAGAAAACCAAAGGGCUCAUUGAUGGCCUUACUAAGUUCUUUACACCAUCACCUGAUGGUCGCAGAUCACGAGGUGAAGUAAUAGACUUUUCAAAGCACUAUCGUCCAAGGAAAAAGGUCUCUCAGAAACAAUCAUGCACUUCUCUUGUGUUGGCUACAGGUACCACACAAAAGCUAAAACCUCCACCUUCUUCACUUUUACCCCCAACCCCCAUCUCUGGUCAGAGCCCCAGUUUGCAAAAAUUCAGCACUUCCACUUCUUCUAACUCUCUCCAGAGUUCUUCCAGUCAGUCAAGCAUACCUUCCUUUAGUAGCUUUCCUAGUAACAGUCAGCUGAAGGGACUGUUUGAUGGACUCUCUCAUAUCUAUACUGCUCAGGGACAGUCUCGCAAAAAGGGACACCCAAGCUAUGUGCCACCCAAGCGUUUGCCUUGUAAACCAGAGUUAUCUUCCACGCCAAAAUCUAUUAGUCAUUUCUUUGGACAGAAGGAGGUUAGAAGUAAGUUUAUUUCUCAUGCCUGUACCUCUGGAUGGGGUGUGUCUAGAGGACGUGCUAUUAAAGCAAUUGCUCACCUCAAGAGAACAACUUUCCUUAAAAAGCACAGGAUUCUAGGCAGGUUAAAGUAUAAAGUGACCCCUCAGAUGGGGACGCCCUCACCAGGGAAGGGGAGCUUGGCAGACGGAAGGAUUAAACCUGAUCAGGAUGAUGAUACUGAAAUCAAACUAAGCAUCAAACAAGAAAAUACGGAUGUAUUUCUCAUGGGAACCAAGGACAGUGUUACACAGGAGGAUCUGGAAGUAUUUAAGCAGGCUCGAGAACUUUCUCUGGAGAAAAUUGGUUGCAAAAACACUGGUGAAACAAGUGGGCGAUAUCCUUCAGUGAUUGAGUUUGGAAAAUAUGAGAUCCAGACCUGGUAUUCUUCACCUUACCCACAGGAAUAUGCAAGAUUACCAAAGCUUUACCUGUGUGAAUUCUGUCUUAAAUACAUGAAAAGUAAAAAUAUUUUGUUACGGCAUUCAAAGAAAUGUGGCUGGUUUCAUCCUCCAGCCAACGAAAUCUACAGAAGAAAUGACCUUUCAGUGUUUGAGGUUGAUGGAAAUGUGAGCAAAAUUUACUGUCAGAAUCUUUGUUUGUUAGCUAAGCUCUUUCUGGACCACAAAACCUUGUAUUACGAUGUUGAACCAUUCCUCUUCUAUGUCCUUACAAAAAAUGAUGAGAAAGGCUGCCAUUUAGUUGGAUAUUUCUCUAAGGAAAAGCUUUGCCAGCAGAAGUACAAUGUCUCGUGCAUAAUGAUCAUGCCCCAAUACCAAAGGCAAGGAUUUGGAAGGUUUCUCAUUGAUUUCAGCUAUUUACUUUCUAGAAGAGAGGGUCAAGCAGGAUCCCCUGAAAAGCCAUUGUCUGAUUUGGGUCGUCUCUCAUACUUGGCUUACUGGAAAAGUGUCGUAUUAGAGUACCUUAACUGCCACCAUGAAAAACAAAUCAGCAUCAAAGGAAUGAGUCGAGCUACUGGAAUGUGUCCACAUGAUAUUGCCACAACCCUGCAGCAACACAGCAUGAUAGAUAAAAGAGAAGAUAG